Messenger RNA from Hermetia illucens (black soldier fly), 1638 nucleotides. Its product is annotated as odorant receptor 33a-like. Gene Ontology annotation, cellular component: plasma membrane. Lineage: Eukaryota; Metazoa; Arthropoda; Insecta; Diptera; Stratiomyidae. The coding region runs from base 224 to 1102 and encodes 292 amino acids. The record is from RefSeq and is a predicted model, not a curated record. The transcript has 3 exons. Gene Ontology annotation, molecular function: odorant binding; olfactory receptor activity. Gene Ontology annotation, biological process: sensory perception of smell; detection of chemical stimulus involved in sensory perception of smell.
UGUUGGUACUUACCUCGGUCUGAAGCAGAUUCAUCUAAUUUGGCAAAUAUUAGGCGUAGCUCCAUGGACAAAGUUUAAAAAGUGUUAUUUUAUUUGGAUCAGUUUUGUUUUCAGUCUAAAUGUAGUGUUGAUCUCAACGAUAGUCUUGGACAUUGUAUUCUGUGAAGAUUUCGAGUGUAUUCUGAAUAAUACCACGUACUAUCUCGCUGUCUCGUGCAAAGUUAUGCAGUGUUACCUAAUGGUUUUGGUUCGUAAGAAGCUGCUUCAACUGGAAAAUUAUUUUCAUAUCUUAGAUGAAAAUGUAAUUGCACCAGAAGAUCAAGUUUUGGCAAAAAAUGCAAGGGAAAAAGGGCAAAAAAUAUUAAAAUUUUUCUUCACUGUUACCAUAUCUGCCGUAUAUAGCCGAAUAUCAGGUUUCCUUUUCACUUCGGGGAAAGUGCAGAUAAUACCAUUGUGGUCUCCGUUUGGAAAAUACAUUGUUAUAAAAUUUCUCUAUGAUUGCAUUGCGGGACAUUUAAUAAUACUCCAAACUAUUGCGAGCGAUAUGUAUCCACCUAUCUGUUUUCUGUUGUUAAAUGCGCACUUAAAGAUUCUAUCUCAACAGUUGUUGCGUAUAGGAGCAGGAGACCUAGAAUGCCCUACUCAAUCGAGUAUUGCACCCUUUGUAGAAUAUCACAUCGCCAUUUUGAAGAUUUAUGAAAUUUUAGAUGCAACCGUCUCGAAAAUGUUUUUUGUUGAACUUUUAAUUGCUAGCAUUCUUCUCUGCAUUUCAACGACAUCUGUACUUUCUAAUAGUAUGGAACUCUCAGAAUUAAUGUUCACUGUUGCGUUCACAUUCGCUCUUAUGUUUCAAAUUUUACCGAUUUGCGUCCUGGCUCAUCAAUUUCAAUCGUUUAGUGAAAAUCUUGCAGAUGCAGCAUAUGGUUCUAAUUGGCCUGAUCAGGACCGUGCAUUUAGACAUUCGAUACUUCUAAUCAUGCAUAGAUCACAAAACUGCAAAUUGAUUCUAGCUGGUGGUAUCGUACCGAUAAACUUACCGACUUUUCUCACUAUUUUACGUUGCGCUUACUCAUUUUCAGCAAUUUAUAGUAUGAUGAAUUAGGCAAAACGUAAGGAAGUCAACAUUGAUACUAACCAAUAGCACCAAGUUCAAUGGGGUUCAAUGGGGUUCAAUGGAAUAUAAUUACCAUUCUUAUUCACAGAUUAUUUACUUUAUUGAAGAAUUAUUGAACUGUUCAGCACGCAUAGUAGUGGAUUUUUAGCAUUUUUUCUGCAUUUGAAAUUAAGACCAUAAAGACGGAAAGUUUCGGGCAAUUCAUUUAAUAGUUCAGAUGAGAAAUAUAAAUAAAGUUGUAGGACAUACCUACUAUUACGCAUGCAACACCAGUACUUUCUUCAACAAGUGGUGAAACCUGGAAACCGAACCACGUCUGGCAAAAGUUGUUGGAAACAUCUUAGAAACCAAUAUUUUGUCACAUAAUUAUUAUAAUUAUGGCAGAUCUUAUGUGUGGUCUCUCACUUAAUCGCUAUAGAAUUAUUCACGCAUUGUUCUUAUUAUUAUCUAAACAGAUCCCUCACAUAAGAUACAUAGUAUACAUCAUCAGUGAUUAUACUCAUACUUAUCGGAAUGCAUCAAUA